Molecule: messenger RNA, 1301 nt
Organism: Dendronephthya gigantea
Lineage: Eukaryota; Metazoa; Cnidaria; Anthozoa; Malacalcyonacea; Nephtheidae
Exons: 2
Coding region: 206-1192 (328 amino acids)
Source: RefSeq, a predicted model, not a curated record
UAGAACUAGGCCUAUAGUAAACCAAUAUAUAGUGUUUGAUAUAUGGACAGUUUUGUCUAAUCGUCUAGAAAUAUGGCAGUUUACGUAAACAUAACGUUGUUGUUAAUUUUUUACGGAUUUGACGUCACGCUUUUCAGCGAUCACUUCACAUUUCAACAACCGCUUCACCUCGCUUGGGUUCACAAACAUAUCUGUCAUUAACGAAAUGCUUCACGUUCGGUUGAUCAAACCAGCAACAAGAUUGCUUAAACACUAUUACCAAGAGCUUCUUGCGCGGCAAGGCUGGCGUCCUUGUGUCGAUGAUAUCGACUGUUUCCUUGAGUUGGACCCGACAGCUUUUUACGUUGGCGAGUUAGAUGGCAAACCAAUUGCUACACGUUCAAUCAUAAAAUACGCAAACGGCUAUCAUCAUUUGGGCUCGUAUUGCGUUGAAGAGCAAUAUCGACAUCGUGGCAGGGCCGGAUUAACCAUAUGGCUGAAGGGCGUCCGCCCAUGGGCCCCGCGCUUUAGGGGCCCCGCGCUUUACUUGGUUAUAAUUUUUUUUGCGCAAAUUGAUCAAAUCUGUCUUGCUAACUCGAUUGGCGCGAAAAACAGGUCAAUAUAUUCUGGUCCAGACAUAGCUAGGAUAGCGGAAAAAUCACACAACAUGAUUUCACGAUGGACUGUGGGGAUAUACGAUCUUAAUAUUACCAAAGCUUUGGAUGCACUCAAAGACUAUUCAGAUUGUUGUGAGGUGAAGUGCAUUAGCAAAAUCAACAUGGAAGAUAUCUACAGCUAUGAUACAGCAGUGUUUGGAUACAACCGGAGCAAGUUUUUACAGAAAUGGUUGAAUACACCAGGCACUCACACCCGGGCUGCAAUCGACAAAGAGGGAUCGCUCGUUGGUUAUGUCGCUGCAAGAACGGCGUUCAUUCACGAGGAAGGUUAUAAAAUCGGUCCUCUGUUUUGUGAAGAUAUUGAAGUUGGUAAAGCGCUUCUCAAGGGAGUGUUUGAAGAUAUUCGUGAUCGUGGUUUGUCAUCGUCAAACUCGGUGAUUGUCGACAGUCCAACUGGACGAAAUUCUCAAGCCAAAGAACUCAUGAAAAUCGUACGAGGAAAAUACCUCGGAUAUAAUGAAUUUAUGACCACGAAUGGUCUUCCAAAAGGAUGCUUUGACCAAUGGUUUGCCAUAACAUCGCCUGUUUGUGGUUAAAAACAGCUAAUAAAACUAAUUGAAAUUAAGACAGGUCUUCAGCUAAUGAAGUAAAUAAAAAAAAAUAUGCAUCACGCCCGGUUUUCAAGGUUUUCCCCCACAAAUAUUU